This is a messenger RNA of Aegilops tauschii subsp. strangulata, 1100 nucleotides long. RefSeq lists its product as uncharacterized. Gene Ontology annotation, cellular component: mediator complex. Gene Ontology annotation, biological process: positive regulation of transcription by RNA polymerase II. Gene Ontology annotation, molecular function: transcription coregulator activity. The record is from RefSeq and is a predicted model, not a curated record. NCBI's taxonomy places the organism in Eukaryota, Viridiplantae, Streptophyta, Magnoliopsida, Poales, Poaceae.
AGCAGCUGAGGUGAGCAGCCUGCAGCCCACUUGAAUCUGAGGCUCGCUCGCAAGGACCUACGCACGCCGCCGCUCCCUGCCGAUUCCCCUUCCAGCCUGGUGCCCGCCGGCGGCCGCCCUCCUGCAGCUCGACUUCUCCUGCAGGGCUGCAGGCUCCAGCCUCUGCCGGCCGCCUCCCUCCCGCAGCCUGGUGCCCACCGGCCGUCUUCGGAUCCCCUUCUGCUCGCCCUCCCGCAGCCCCGUGCGGUGGUGCCCGCCGACCGCAGCAAGGAAACAGCUUAGGACAUGGCAAUGGCUGUGGAGGCGCGUCUCCGGCAGGAGAAGGUGAAGAAGUUUGAAGAUUUCGUUGACCGGCGGCUCAAGCCUGACCUCGUUAACGCCAUAGCCCAGCGCGAUAACUUGUUCCAGCAGCAGAAGACAUUCUUGGAUUUGAAGAAGAACAUCGAAAAUUUGGAAAAGAAUGGUGUAACGAGUAUGCGAUCUAUGGUCAAUCUUGGGUCAGAGGUGUACAUGCAGGCAGAAGUGCCGGACACGAAGCACAUCUUUGUGGAUAUUGGUCUAGGUUUUCAUGUGGAGUUUACUUGGCAAGAGGCUUUGCAGUUUAUAUCUGUAAGAGAAGCAAGGUUGGCCAGACAAAUAGACGAGUACACACACCUCAUAGCGAGCAUAAAAGCACAGAUCAAGUUGGUGUGUGAAGGUAUCCGCGAACUCCUGCAGUUCCCGGCGGAGUGAACGGCCAGGAUCAAACUUGCGGCAGAGAGAUGCUUACACACCAAACUUGCGGCAGAGAGAUAGAGAUGCUUGGUAGAGGGAUAUGAUGUAUCUUGCCAUGGAUUUUUUUGAAGAUUCUUGCAACAAGCUGUAUGCCAAGAAUGCAGCUCUCCCAAGUCCCAAUGUUGACUAGGAGGCAUUGUGUAAACUAAAUAUAGGUAAAAGAAGUGGCAAAUGAGAAUAUUGUGAUCAUUGAACUUUUGUUUAAAUUCCGUGAAGGUUGUUGCAAAUCAUCAAGUGUCUACACUUGAUGUGAGUUGGUAUUUGCAAACUGAAUUUUGCUAGGAAAGUGUUGGGAAAUGCAAUGUGUUUCAGAUGAUUGCAGCAAA